Molecule: messenger RNA, 741 nt
Organism: Abrus precatorius (Indian licorice)
Lineage: Eukaryota; Viridiplantae; Streptophyta; Magnoliopsida; Fabales; Fabaceae
Product: ethylene-responsive transcription factor 1B-like
Exons: 1
Coding region: 1-741 (246 amino acids)
Biological process (GO): ethylene-activated signaling pathway; regulation of DNA-templated transcription
Molecular function (GO): DNA-binding transcription factor activity; DNA binding
Source: RefSeq, a predicted model, not a curated record
AUGAAGUUAAUGUUGUCAUUGUUAUUAUUUCACACUUCACAGCCAUACCAAUCAGAUAUCUUCAAAGCAAUUAACAUGAAUUCUCCUCUCUUUCAACACUCAGACUGGCCAUGGGGCACGUUGAAGGAGCCAUCAGAAACUUUGUCUGAAUCAUUUUCAAGCAAAGGUAAUGAUUAUGACCCAAUUCAUGACUCUCUCUCCUUUGAUAUGAUUGACUACUCAAGGGAUCCACAGCCACCAAGUGAUGUUAUUGAAAGGCAACCAAAGCUAUUGCUGUUGAAUUCUGAAGCUAAAGAAGUGAAGACUAAUAAGAAGUCUUACGUAGGGGUGAGAAGAAGACCAUGGGGAAAAUUUGCAGCAGAAAUCAGAGACACAACUAGGAAAGGAAGAAGGGUUUGGCUUGGAACCUUUGAUAGUGCUGAGGAAGCUGCUUUGGCUUAUGAUCAGGCUGCAUUUUCCAUGAGAGGUUCAAGUGCUGUCAUGAAUUUUUCGGUCAAAAGGGUUCAAGAAUCGUUGCAAGAGAUUAACUAUGUUGGUUCCAGACAAGGGUGCUCUCCAGCAUUAGAGCUCAAACAAAAGCACUUUAUUCGAAGAAAAUUGUCAUCAAAGGCUAAGAAAAGUAAAGGGCAACAGGAGUUGGAGGAAUCGAGUGUUGUGGUGCUGGAGGACUUGGGAGCUGAAUAUCUUGAGGCACUUUUAAGCACAUCAGAUCAAAGUGCAAGCUCUAGCUGCUUACAAUAA